Molecule: messenger RNA, 408 nt
Organism: Pseudocercospora fijiensis CIRAD86
Lineage: Eukaryota; Fungi; Ascomycota; Dothideomycetes; Mycosphaerellales; Mycosphaerellaceae
Exons: 2
Coding region: 1-408 (135 amino acids)
Source: RefSeq, a predicted model, not a curated record
AUGUCCCCCUUCACAGUCACCUCAAUCGACCACAUCGUCCUAACCUGCACCUCCAUCCCCAAAACCCUAGAAUUCUACACCACCCAUCUCGGCAUGAAACACGAGACCUUCCUUAGCAACGACGGCAUCGAACGACACGCUUUAACCUUUGGGUCCCAAAAACUAAAUCUCCAUCAAUCGGGGGCUGAGUUUGAACCCAAAGCUGCAAGAGUCCAGCCUGGGAGUGAGGAUUUGUGUUUUAUUACGCAACAUCCGAUUGCAGAGGUGCGGGAGGAGUGGGCGAAGAAUGGGAUUGAGGUGCUGGAGGAUGGGGAGAUAGUGGAGAGGACGGGGGCGGUGGGGAGGUUGAGGAGUGUUUAUUGUAGGGAUCCGGAUGGGAAUUUGGUGGAGGUAUCGAACUACGUCUAG